Molecule: messenger RNA, 498 nt
Organism: Lactuca saligna
Lineage: Eukaryota; Viridiplantae; Streptophyta; Magnoliopsida; Asterales; Asteraceae
Source: the annotation of a GenBank genome assembly
AUGGUUCAGCCAACAGUUGAGACUCGAUCUCAGGAUUUACUUUUAGAUGACCAUGUGGAACAGAUUUUAAAGAUUAAAGCUACUAUGAAUGAGAUUCGCACAAUCCGGGAUCGUGAACGAGAAGAAGAACGUGAAUUCCAAAAAGCAAUGCUGACUUGGAUGAAGCAACUGGAUCCUGAGUUUUUCUCUGAUGUUAGCAAUUUUCCAAAUUCGAUUGUGAAGUUACUAGAACCCGUGGUUGAUGAUGCUUCUAGGGAUACGUUGUCGGCAGCUCCAACGGUUUUGGAUGAAGUCGAUCAUGAAUGCAGCAACACAUCGCCAGAAGAUGAAUUAUUAUCAGUGGUUUAUGCGUCGGAAGUGGAAUCCAAAACACCACCGUUGUUUCUACAACCACCUCUAUCAUUAACAACGGUUGAAGAGACAUCUGACAUGGCUAGCGAUUUUCAAUCUUAUCUUCCUUCCAAUGCAAUUCCAGUUGAGUUGAUGGAUUUGCCCUAG